Messenger RNA from Trichobilharzia regenti, 2200 nucleotides. The record is from the annotation of a GenBank genome assembly. Lineage: Eukaryota; Metazoa; Platyhelminthes; Trematoda; Strigeidida; Schistosomatidae.
AAAAUACGGUGUGGAAUCAAGCUAUAAUCAAAAAUAAAUAAAAGUAUGCGGUGGCUCGGCAUGUGCAACGCAUGUCCUAACCAUCUCAAUCGGUGUAACACUGAACACUAAUCAAAUCGUUCGAACGUACUUUAAAAUAGCACAGACAAGGCAAAGCGAAUUUACUUAUGACGCAAUGAAAUAAUUCGCGAUAUAGUACUUAUAGUGGUUGCUGAUAACGUCUUAAUUGUAAACACCAGUGUAACUAGUGAUAAGAAAUAAAAGAAUUUAUUAAAUAAGUAGUAUAAUUUCAGUUGUAGAGAACACAUGUCAUGCUAAUGCUAACACUGCUUUCUUUGUCGUAAUUAGUUCAGUAGCUUUAUAUGAAAAGCUACUAUCGUAAUUAUCAAUGUUUGAUUUCUUUUUUUCUUGUAAUAUAUUGUUUUAAAGAAUGUAAAGGUGCUAAAUGUUUCUGUAACUAAUAUUGUUUUUGAUUUCUUUUCCAAAUGUACUGUAGUAAUAUGGAGACUUUGCAGGAUAUAGCCUCCUCUGCUUUAAAAGAUAAUCCAUACUUUAGUGCAGGUGCAGGACUUUUUGGAGUUGGAGUUGGUAUGGCUGCUCUUAGAAGAAUAGGUCAAGUUAUGAAUCUUCUUGUUCGUCGGAAUCUUACUCUUACCCUAGAAGUAGCCAGUUAUGACAAAGCUUAUCCAUGGGUAUUACACUGGAUAACAAUGAAAUCUAGUGGACCUUUAGCAAAUAAUGCAAAAGGCAGAAUGAGUGGUGCAAGUCAACAUCUCAGUGUAGAAACUAAUGUUAUACGCACAGAAGGUGGUCGAAUCAAAGCUGCAUUUGAUUUUGUACCUAGCGUUGGUGUCCAUUACAUGACUCAUCAGAUGAGAUUGAUACGUGUUGAACGCGUUCGAGCACAACAGUCACUACAAGGUGCAUCAGUAGCUCCGUUUGAAAGUGUAACUCUUACUACUUUUGGUCGGAAUACCAGAUUUUUUAUUGAUCUACUCGAAGAGGCUAGAGAAGAAGCAUUGGCUCGAGAAAAAGGUUGGACUGUUGUCUACAAGGCUGUUGGUUCAGAAUGGCGACAGUUUGGCUAUCCACGUCCAAGGCGACCUUUGAAUUCUGUUAUACUGCGUGAUGGCAUAGCUGAAGCUAUAGUAGCAGAUGUGAAAGAAUUUGUUGACAAUCAGACUUGGUAUACUGAUCGUGGUAUACCAUAUCAUCGUGGUUACUUAUUAUAUGGACCUCCAGGAUGUGGCAAAACUAGUUUUAUAACAGCGUUAGCAGGUCAUUUGGAUUACAGUAUUAGUAUACUGAAUCUAAGCGAAUUUGGCAUGACAGCUGAUCGCCUUGAUCAUUUACUGGCACAUGCACCACUUCAGACUAUCAUUUUAUUGGAAGACAUAGAUGCUGCUGUACACAGUCGUAGUAAAUCGAAUGAUAAUUUACUUCAAAGCAAAGCUUAUGAAGGUAUGCCGACAUUAACUUUGAGUGGAUUAUUAAACGCAUUGGAUGGUGUAACUUCAACAGAUGGUCGUAUUAUAUUUAUGACGACAAAUUACAUAGAAAAGUGAGUAUUUUGAAUUUUCUUGUACGACUCUUUUUUCUUCUUUUUCUUGGCGACACUCUCUUUACAGCCAUAGGUAAAUGCCAUGCGGUUUCUUCUUCAACAAAACAAGUUCACGGUGAAGUUGUAAAUAUUCAUUCAGAAUUGAUUAGUCAUCAACAAAAGGUUAUAAAUAACCAAAGUAAUAUAUUCAUUGACCUAGGUCACAGUAAAUGUCCAAAAAUCACUAACUUGAUCCAGCUUUGAUACGACCUGGUCGCGUCGAUAUGCGUGUACGAGUGGAUAUGUGUGAUCGAUCUCAAUUAUUGAAAAUGUUUAGCCGUUUUUAUCCGAAUUGGACGUCAUCUGAUAUUCAUGAGUUAGCUGAACAAUUUGCUAAUUUACUAGAAGGUGUAUCGUUAAGUUCAGCACAAGUUCAAGGUUAUCUAUUACUGCAUAAAGAUGAACCAUUAAAGGCUAUUAACAAUAUACAGCAACUAAUUUCUCCAAAUGAUUCAUGAAUUUCUUCUUAAAUUGACUGAGAAUAGUUCAGGACUUUGACGGAGAAGAUUAGCUAUUUUUUUCUUUCUUAGAACUUAGGCACAUUUUGUAUUAAUAAUCAUGUGUAUAUAAUCUUGACUAUGUAUCUUUAAUGAAAUAGAC